AUGCUCUCAUCUUCUUACACACAACCGCUGCUUCGACUGGCUGUCGUCGCUCUCACACUCAGUCCGACAUUGGCAAAUCCACUCAUUCCAAAGGAACUCGGUAUUGGAGGCUUGACAUUCAACUCGCUGUUCGGUAGAGGCAAUUGCGAAACCCCUUGCGGUUGGUCUGGUCAAUUGUGCUGUACUGGAGGAGAGUCUUGUUACACGGAUUCGAGCAACCAAGCACAAUGCGCAUCAACGACGGCCGCCGCUGCUCAGAGUCAGACAACUGGUUACUGGAAAUACUGGACUAGCUCUUGGGUCGAGACGCAGACAGAGACGGACAUCAUCACCAAAUACAGUACUGGAAGUUCGUGGUGCGGCGAUGCUUCGACCACCGCUGUCGUGGGUGGCGGCGGUGUAGCCACUUCCGUCUGGGUCGCUCCUUCCACUGCCGCUGCAUCACCAACUGCUUCAAUCGUCUGCAAUUGGAACUCCGGCGAGUCGUCUUGUGGUAACAUUUGCUGUGCAAGUAAUCAGUACUGCCAAGUUUCUGGACAAUGUGCAGCUGCCGCCGGAGCAAGCACUUCCAAACUCAGCUCAGGAAGCUCAACUGGUAUUUCUCCCGCCAUCCUGCCCACAAGUAGCACCUUGGUAAUCGUUACAGCAACCUCGUCUCCCACCACCACUGUCCCUUUCCUCGCUCCCGUCGCCACCGGUGCAAACAUUACCCUCACCGGUGCCGAAUCCAGCAACUCGCAUGGUCUUUCCGCCGGUGCCAUUGCUGGCAUUGUGAUUGGUGUCAUUGCUGGCCUGGUCCUUCUCUCCCUUCUCUGCCUCUUCUGCUGCGCAAGAACGAUUUGGGUCGCUCUCUUUGGCGGCCGCAAAAAGAGACGUACCGAGCGCACCGAGGUCAUCGAAUCCCAUCGCCACAGAUCCUACAGCGGUGCCGGAGGCGCAGCAUACGCAGGCACCCGCCCUGACGACAGAAGAUGGUAUGGCUCCGAAGCGCCCCGCAGAGAAAAGGAACGCAGCAAGUUCACAGAGAUGCUGGGCAUCGGUGCUGGACUGGCUGCUCUGGCGGGCAUAUUGGGCAUGAAGAGGAAGAAUGAUCGUAGAAGGGAUGAGAAGAGCGAGUACAGCAGUGCUUAUACGGAUGCUACCUACAGCGACUACUAUACUAGCGAGAGCAGUGCUAGCUCUGAUGACAGACGGACCAGAAACACAAGACGCUCGUCGCGUCACAGAUGA
Molecule: messenger RNA, 1230 nt
Organism: Aureobasidium namibiae CBS 147.97
Lineage: Eukaryota; Fungi; Ascomycota; Dothideomycetes; Dothideales; Saccotheciaceae
Exons: 2
Coding region: 1-1230 (409 amino acids)
Source: RefSeq, a predicted model, not a curated record